AUGAGUCGGUUAACUUCUAUGAAAUGGAUCCUGUUGCUUGCUCCCUUCCUUCUGGAAAUUGGAUCCUUGGUUUGUGCCUACUCUACUCCGGAACCUCGGUCUCUUUCAAGACGCGCUGCACUCGCCACCGCUUUCUCGGCAAUGGCAGCUCCUCUACCUGUGUUGGCGGCGCCUGAUUGCUUCAAGGACUGCAUGAAAAACUGCAAAUUGAUUGCACCGAAAGAUCCUGAUUAUUGUUUGGCAAACUGCAAGGGGUACUGUGAACAAGAGGAUAGAAACGAUGGUCUUUCCGGUAGCGUCAGUUCAUCUUCAGGUGAAGUUGGUAUUCUUGGGGGGACUUUUGGACAAGGAACAGUUGCUAAAGGAGACGACAAGCCUCCAACCUUGAACUUGCCUGGACUUGACUUUACCAACGAAAAAGGAAAGAAGCUAAUUGGUUAUUAG
Cylindrotheca closterium is the source of this 444-nucleotide messenger RNA. The record is from the annotation of a GenBank genome assembly. Lineage: Eukaryota; Bacillariophyta; Bacillariophyceae; Bacillariales; Bacillariaceae.